AUCAUUUAUGUUCCGUUUUGAAUCUUGAAAUGAAAGUUAUUAUUUUGCUGGCUCUCUUCAGCCAGAUUAUCCUGGAAAUUGUUGCCUAUGAGCAUAAAAUCGCUCACAGGAAAUGUGGCGAGAACACUUUCCCAGAUUGUUAUUCAUAUUGUAACAAAGGAUGCAAGGAUAACCCAGUCGACUGCAUUCAUUACUGCGAGAAAGGAUGUGGAUGCAUCGAAGGCUCAAUAGUGAGAAACAAUGGAGGAUGCCGAAGAAUAAAGAUUUGCGACAAGGAUGAUGAUUCCCUAUCCGUUGAAAAUAACGAGUUGGCUGAAAAAUACGUAACAUCUUAUUGGGAGGACCCGGUAAAUAGUAAUGAAAAUGAAAAUCAAGCCCAAACGUUAGAUGGUUUGGAUGAAAACAAAUCGGGUGAGAUAAAAAGCAUGGAACAGCCGAAUGAAGUGCCGCCGGAGAGUCCUUCGGAGGAUGCUCCCAAUGAUCCCAAGCCACCAGUAGAUGCAGUGUAAAGUGUGUAAAUCCAAAUACAGUUUCUACUCUGCUUUAAGAUUGUAACUUCCUUCCUUUUUUUAACUUGAAAUAAGAACAAUAAUAAACGAAAAUGAAUUUUUUUUUGUGUAACAGUAUCUUAAAUGUAUAUACGAAUUAUUUUUAUUAAUCAAAAAUAAACAAGUUUGUGGAUACAGCAAUUAAUGAAAGUAAAUUGAACUUAUUCAAUUGUAAUUAAGAAAAGCGACUUACUCUAAUUGAGCCACCGCAGGCUUUUCCAUUACUUAAACUAAUAGCUUCCCAUUCUAAUAAAUAUUGCUUAUGGGUAAAU
Drosophila melanogaster (fruit fly) is the source of this 820-nucleotide messenger RNA. RefSeq names its product seminal fluid protein 53D (gene Sfp53D). Lineage: Eukaryota; Metazoa; Arthropoda; Insecta; Diptera; Drosophilidae. The record is from RefSeq and is marked reviewed. The transcript has a single exon. The coding region runs from base 30 to 509 and encodes 159 amino acids.